This is a messenger RNA of Prorocentrum cordatum, 274 nucleotides long. The record is from the annotation of a GenBank genome assembly. NCBI's taxonomy places the organism in Eukaryota, Dinophyceae, Prorocentrales, Prorocentraceae.
GCGCGACGCGGGCUCGGCGCUGCUCGCCGGGCGAAGGAGCGCAGCGCAGACAAAGUUCGACAAUUCCAUCGAGGCGCUGCCUUUUCCGAGGCGCUCGCCAGACAUCAGCCCGUUUAAUUGCGGCUUCUGGGGUUGCGUCAACCGCCGCCUCCGCAAGCAGCAGGAGGCCAUCCUGACUCCUCUGGUGAAGUCCAUGGGCCGGCGCUGCAAGGACACGGGGAACAUGCGAAGUUCAUGCCCAGUCGCCGCGGUGGGGCGCCGGGACUUCGGGCCA